This is a messenger RNA of Trichobilharzia szidati, 3279 nucleotides long. Lineage: Eukaryota; Metazoa; Platyhelminthes; Trematoda; Strigeidida; Schistosomatidae. The record is from the annotation of a GenBank genome assembly.
AUGAGCGGCAGUCGAUCUAGAAAAGAUCCAAGAAAUCGUGGAUUAAUAGCAGAUUUGAUUAACUUAGAUGCAAAGAAUGAAAACUGUCCUCUGAAGCCAGAUGCAGCAGUAAAAAAGAAUGGAGGUCUCUUUCUAUCUCUUCAUGGAGUAAAAGUGGAAAUUCCACCUGGUGCAUCAACUGGACGCCGUGAACGAGUUGUUUGUGCAGCGUUUCCAAGCACAGCUAGAGCAGGUGUAGCACCAUGGUUAGGUCCAUAUAUGCGUAUGGCAAGUGAAAUGCAUAUGUUAUACUCACCUGUCAGCUUCAAAAUGCCAGUUGCUGUAUUCAUUCCGUUUUCGUUUGCUGCUGCUCGUGAAAUGUCGUGUCCAAACGAAUCCAUACCGGCACCAGUGGAACGUAUGAAACGAUCUGAAUCUAAGGAUUCAUCACUAGAUGGUAGCCGAUCGAUUAAAAUUUCACCAAGACCGAAAGGCAAAGCACCUUAUACAAUGCAUUUUGGAGAUCAUCGUCCUAAAGUUCCGAAUUUAAUUGAUGCUAGAAGUGUUUCACUACUACAAUGUCGAAUCGGUAGUGAUAACUGGAAAGUAGUAGACAAAUUCACGAUUGUUCAACCGACAGUUCAACAUACAAAAUGGCCUUCAGAAGCACGUAAAUUAAUGUCUCAAUCAAGUAGAUGGGCAGAAAAUAAUCCCCUUGCAUCUGCUCCUUCUCCACCUUUAAAAGAAUCCAGUCAACCUAUUGGAAAGAAAGGGAAUACAAGUGGAAAAAAUAAACGAUCACAAAAUCAAUCAUUAAAAGAUAGUGAACCGUAUGAUUUUAUGAAUAAAAUUGAAAAUUACUGUGGUGGUGUUUUUAUACAUACAGAAGAAUUAAAUCAUUGUUAUGUACUAGUCAAUGCAAAUAAAGCUGAAGGAUUUUGGAUUAAUCGUGAUGGAGGCUUAUUUUUAUCCCCAUCACUUAAUCCAUUCCUGUCUGUACGUGUCCCAAAACGUGUUUGUCCCACCCAAGAAAGAGCUAUAUUCAAAACAAUUGAAAUACGGAGUAACUGCCUAAAUUUAGCUUAUCAGUUCGAUGGUCUAUUGAAUGAAAUUGAAGGUUGUUCAGAUAUAUAUGAUUUACAGUUACAAGAUAUUAUGUUGAAACGGCCAGCGACAAUACGCUUACCUUUACCUCAGUGGUAUAUCGAUAGACGUAAUAAGCCUACAGAAAGUUUAGAGCAGGGCAGUGCAAAUGAUAUUAAUAUGGUGUCAAAUGCUCCUGUUCAAUAUCCAACAGCAUCAGAAAUGACGGUGCCUGUCCAAGAUAAAGGAUUAGUUAUCCUAUUUCAGCACUCUGGACAUUUAAAACAAAUUGUCUGGCAGACAGCUAAUGUUGAAGAGUUAAAAGAAGAAAUGACUCGACGUAAAUCACGUAUUCGUGCUAGUCGUAAAGAUAAUCUGAAUUCAUCAAGAUGUCGGGUAGACAGUAUAUUUAUACGUUUAGGCUGGCCAAAUCUAUUGGUUGGUAUAAGAGGUGGACCAUGGCAAGCUGUUAAACAACCAGUGUAUCAUACAAAAAAGACUAUUUGCUUUGAUGCAACAGUUUUAGGAAGAUUUGUUCUUAUCGGAGCUCGAGAUUCAGAACGUACAGCAAGCAGUAAACUAGCCCACUUAAUGACACGUAUUGAAUCGCUAGCUUGUGCUCCACCUGGUGCAUUACUUAUCUGUUUACAAUUAGCUCCAAAUAAUUGGCGAAUCAUGGCCAAUGUCUAUCCUGAAGAACAACUGACUCAAGCAAUUCAGAGACAAAUUCAGGCUGGUUUCAUUCCAUUGGUUCAAUUUGGCCCAGGAGUAGUAAGAAAAGCUCUUGGUCUAAAUAAUGCUGUCAUACAAGCAUUAGAGCAUAAUUAUUCUGCUGAAACUGGAGUACCCAAAGAAAGACGUUAUCGUUUAACUGGACAUGAUAUUAAUCACGUACUAAUGUUCAACGGUUUGUGCUUAGAAUUACGAUUUCAAGGUGAUAUACAAAUCAAAUCAGUUAGCCAAUUUGAAACUUAUACAAAUUGUAUUCGUACUAAAGAUAAAGAGAUUAAAAUGGUGAAUUCACCUCCGCUUGGACUACUUGCAAGUGAUAAAGGUCACCGUUAUUCAUUUUCAGAAACUAAUUUGGAUUUGCAAUUCAAUUUACAACCAAGGUCUAGUUUGUUUACAUUUGAGAAGAAAGAAGAUAAGAUAACACAAACAACACUUUUAAGUAAACAUGCUAGAAUCCAGUUGCAUGAAUUACUGUCAGAUACAUCGUGUAUCGUUGAAAUUGAGCCUGUUUUGUCUACAGAAGAAAAGUAUUCUGAACGCAGUACUAUAAAAGCACAGUAUUUGUCAGACUUAUUAAAAAAGCCAACUCCUCAAGUACAUGGACCGAAUGAUGAAUCUGAAUCUGAAUCUGAUAGUGAAGACGACGAAUAUGAUGAAGACCUUAUUUCCACCAGACGAUUUUCAAAUUAUGCAGAGAGAACUCCUACAUCUGAUGAUGGAAAAGAGCCAGAGGAAUCAUUUACUGACGGAAAACCGAAAGAUCGAUCUUACUCGCCUACACAUCUUAAUGAAGAUUUAUUUAGUCGUUUGGAGAGUAUGAUAGAGAGUGGCAAGAUAAUUAGAUCUAGUGAAUUCAUUACGAAGAUACAUGAAUUAUAUCAUGUAGGGAAUAUCGAGGUUUGGUUAAUCCCACCGGAUAACAUGUCACAAGUUGAAUCAAAAGAAGACGAUGAAGACAAAGAUACAGAAGAUGUAAACCUAGAAAUUCUAAAUCUUAAAAUGCCUAAUUACAUACCUAAUUUAAAAUAUGGAGGUUAUGGAGAAAAUACAUUUCAAAUCACAGGAUAUCCCACUCCACCUACAUCACCUAAUAAUGUAGUAACACCUAGAUUAUCUCAAAUACAUGAAGUGAAAAUUAAUCUUGAACCCAAUUUACCGGAGAAUCAAGAUUCACAUAAUAUAAUUCGUUUGAAUACUGUUGCUGGUAUGGAAACUGCUCGAGGUAAACCUCCAACUGGUGUUAUAAUGUCUGACUUUCCAUCUAAUCCUGAAGCACCAUUGGCAACCUAUAAUGUGAUGAUUGAUCCUGAUAUAUUUAUUACCUAUUUGAAAGCUUUAACAUCUAAACCUAAAAGAUUAAUGACCACUGAAAGUACAGGUGAACGUUUUAACAAAAUGAGUAGAAGCAGUUCUUUCGCAACUCGAAGAAAAUCUGCUAAAGCUUUUCGUUCUGAUGAUCCAAGUCCACCAAGAAGACCUACUUAA